This is a messenger RNA of Telopea speciosissima, 926 nucleotides long. Its product is annotated as glycine-rich cell wall structural protein 1-like. The record is from RefSeq and is a predicted model, not a curated record. Bases 3 to 926 code for a protein of 307 amino acids. The transcript is spliced from 2 exons. NCBI's taxonomy places the organism in Eukaryota, Viridiplantae, Streptophyta, Magnoliopsida, Proteales, Proteaceae.
AAAUGGGGGUCUAUGUAAAACAAGAAAGGGUUUCUCUUUUGUUGCUCUGGUUAAACAUCGGUUUCAGUUUGUGUAUCGUUGGCCAUUCAGACAGUGAGACUGAUCAGAACCCCUUCGUGAAUGAUUAUUGUCUACUCAGGGGCUGGCGUGUAUGCGGAGGAGGCUUAAGUGGUGGAGGCGGCGGUGGAGGAGGUGGUGGUAGUGGUGGUGGAGGCUCAGGGCAUGGAGAAGGUUUUGGAUCUGGAGUUGGAGGAGGAGAUGGCGGUACCAUCGGAGGAGGAGGAGGUGGUGGUGGUGGUGGUGGUGGUGGUAGAGGUGAAGAAGGUGGCGGUUUUGGUCACGGGGAAGGAUUUGGAGUUGGAGUUGGUAUAGGCGGUGGUGGUGUUAGUGGGGGUGCAGGAGGAGGAGGUGGCAGAGGAGGGGGUGGUGGAGCUGAGAAAGGAGGUGGUUCUGGCCAUGGGGAAGGAUUUGGAGCUGGUGCUGGUGUCGGGGGUGGUGCUGGAGGAGUAGGAGGUGGUGGAGGUUAUGGUGGCGGCGGUGGUGAAGGUAAUGGUGCAGGUCAAGGGUUUGGUCACGGCGGUGGGUAUGGUGCCGGUGGCGGUGGAUACAGCGAAGGUAGCGAAGGCAAGGCUGGUGGCAGUGGUGGUGGAGUCGGCAUGGGGGGUGUUGGAGGGUUUGGUGAGGGUGGAGGUGGAGAUGGAGGUGCUGGUGUAGGUGGAGGGUCUGGUGGAGGAGUAGGUAACGGUGCAGGUGGAGGAGCAGGCAGAGGUGUAGGAGGAGGUGGUGUUGGAGCUGGGAAUGGAAUUGGGGGAGGCUUCGGUAUUGGAAUGGGGUUCGGUAUAGGGAUCGGUGGUGGUUUCGGUGUUGGACUUCGCAAUGGCGGUGUCGCCGGUGGCGCUGCUGCUCUUGGUGGUGGAAAACCUUAA